GUUAAGAAUUUCACGACUAAUGCACAAAUACUAAUAAUUAAACUACUUAAUGCAAUAUGAGUUGGUUCUGGACUCGUUAUACGGCUGGAGUCAUUAUUGCAUCUAUUAAUAUUGUGGGCUUUGUAAAAUACUUCAUUUCAAUAUAUAAUUCUUAUGUACACUACGACAAUAUUUUAGAUCGAGAUCGUGGAGAAUAUUUAAAAUCAGAAGCUAUCAGAUCAAUGUUAUUAUGUGCUGUUGCAGUUUUAAUAUCUAUUCUUUUUAUAGUGGGUAUUUUUAAGAGAUAUCAGUACAUGAUAAUUCCUUGGCUGUUGCUUUGUGUCUAUAUUAUAUUUGAAACUAUUCUAAUUGCGGGCUCAGGAUUGUUUGAAGCUGUAGCAAUUGAUUUGCCCAUUUUGACGAUUUUGGUAAUUUUUGUGAUUGUUGUAUUGGUACUUGUUAUAGAAAUUGCUAUUUUCUGGUUUAGCUACUCAUUCUUCAAGGAGAUACAUGAGGAAAAUAAAGGAAAUUCUCAGCUUCAAUCCGAAGAUACGAUGGCAGAAAGAAAUUUUAUCUGAUCCUUUUAAAUGUCUAGUUUUAGGUAAUUAUUUUGCAUUUAGAACUUUUUUAAGCUUAGUUCCAUUUAGAUAGAUAGAUAGAUAGAUAGAUAGAUAGAUAGAUAGAUAGAUAGAUAGAUAGAU
This is a messenger RNA of Lucilia cuprina (Australian sheep blowfly), 680 nucleotides long. RefSeq lists its product as uncharacterized. The record is from RefSeq and is a predicted model, not a curated record. Lineage: Eukaryota; Metazoa; Arthropoda; Insecta; Diptera; Calliphoridae. The coding region runs from base 57 to 557 and encodes 166 amino acids. The transcript has 4 exons.